GUUGUUGAUUUUUUCCCUUUCGCUUUCGGGUUUCCUGCGGGUGUGGCUGGUUGGGCUGCUGGCUGCCUGCAAAGGGCCGAGAGAACAGACACCUAUCCAGCUGCAAUGGCCUCUGCAGCUACAGCAGGGGAAGUGCAAGAUGAAGCCAUUUGCUCCAUCUGCCUGGAGUAUCUGACAGAGCCGGUGAUGAUAGCAUGUGGGCACAACUUCUGCCGAGCCUGCCUCAGCCAGUACUGUGCGGAAAAGGGAGCGGGGACAGCCCUGACCUGUCCCCAGUGCAGAGCUCAGUUCCAGAAAGGGGAGUUCAGGCCCAACACCCAGCUGAGCAACAUUGUAGAAAAGCUCAAACAACUGGGGUCAAAACCAGGAAAAGGGCAAAAGGAGAAGCUGUGUGAGAGACACGAGGAACAUCUCAAACUCUUCUGUGAGCAGGAUGGAGAAACCAUUUGCUUGGUGUGUGAGAAAUCCCGGGACCACAAGUCUCACACUGUGGUUCCCAUUGAGGAGGCUGCCCAGGAGUACCAGGAGAGAAUCCAGCUACCUUUGUCCCUCUGCCCUCUCCCGCAGUCUGAUCCCUGCUCAUUUAUGAAGCUGUUUUGCUGGAUGCAGAGGCUGCUUUUCCACCUCCU
Molecule: messenger RNA, 629 nt
Organism: Chelonoidis abingdonii (Abingdon island giant tortoise)
Lineage: Eukaryota; Metazoa; Chordata; Testudines; Testudinidae
Source: RefSeq, a predicted model, not a curated record